Messenger RNA from Triticum urartu, 1442 nucleotides. RefSeq names its product protein SRG1-like. NCBI's taxonomy places the organism in Eukaryota, Viridiplantae, Streptophyta, Magnoliopsida, Poales, Poaceae. The record is from RefSeq and is a predicted model, not a curated record.
CCCUCGUCACAGACUAUAACAGAACACAUCAGAGGAGAAGCUAGAACACACAGGAGAUUGUCCCAUCGAUCAAUGGAGGCUAGCGCCAAGAAGGUCAUGCUGAGGGACGAGAUCACGGAUGCCACCGCGGCCGCAUUCGCCGGCUCCACCGUCAUCCCCGACAGGUACGUUUGGCCCGACGAGACCGCCGGGCGGGGCAGCACUGUCGUCGGAGACGAAGAGAGCCUCAAGCUUAUCCCCGUCCUAGACAUGGCCAGCCUGCUGGAUGGGUCACCAGAGGAGAUCGCCAAGCUUGGCGCUGCAUGCCGGGACUGGGGUUUCUUCCAGCUAAGAAACCAUGGCGUCGACGAGACGGUUGUGGAGCGUGUGAAGGAUAGCACCCGAGAGUUCUUCAGGUUGCCUCUAGAGAAGAAGAAAGCAGUGGGGAUCGUCAAGGCGGAAGAUGGCUUCCAAGGGUUUGGUCACCACUUCAACACGUCCACGGGUAAACUGGACUGGGCAGAGAGUCUGCUCCUCGGAACGCAGCCAAUGGGACACAGAAACAUGGACCUGUGGCCUACUGAGCUGCCAACAUUUAGGGAUGGAGUUGAGAAGUACUCCCUAGAGAUGACCAAGUUGAAAAGCCUUCUCAUGGCGUCCAUGGCCAUUGACCUUGGGAUCAAACCAGAGACGCUCCUCGAAACGGUCCAGGGUAAGAUCCAGAACAUCGUGUUCCACCACUACCCUCCGUGCCGGCACAACGCCGAUAAGGUGAUCGGCAUCCCACCGCACACGGACGGCCUCUUUUUGACGAUAGUCCUGGAGGUGGACGCCACGCCUGGCUUACAGGUUAGCAAUGGCGGCAGGUGGUUCCCUGUGCGGCCAUUGCCGGGGUCCCUAACCGUCUUCGUCGGUGACAUCCUCGAGGUCCUCACCAACGGCAGGUACAAGAGUGUCGAACACAGGGUGCUCGUCGAUGCCGAGAGAGACCGAACCACCAUCGCCACAUUCCAAGAUGCAUGCGUCGCCGGGAUGGUGAAACCGCUCCCCGAGCUUGCGGAGGUGGCACGGUACAUUUCUAUUGAGAAACACGACUACGUGCAUCGCCAGUUUCAGGCACUGACUGAAAGGGCAAACAUUGUCGAUAGCCUCAAGAUAUAGCCGCAAGCCCUCCAUUGCCUAUGAGAGGCUAUGUGAAAUUCAUGCCGGGCCAAAGAGCCACGAACGAAGACAAGGUUGCAAAUGUAUGCGUCUAUUUUGCUUGCAUGUUUAGUUCUUCUGAUUUCAGUUGUGUACCGAAGAUUGUUGUUUGUGCAUGUUUGUACUGUUGAUUUCUAUUUUUUGUUCUUUCCUUUUGUAAUAUCUAGCCGUAUACAUCGACAUCUCUCGAUGUCGUGUCUUUGUUCAGGCCAGGCGUAUUCUGUACCAUCUUCGAAGCAAUAUAUUGCAGGGACUAUUUCAAA